Messenger RNA from Sphaerulina musiva SO2202, 3390 nucleotides. Its product is annotated as importin subunit beta-1. The record is from RefSeq and is a predicted model, not a curated record. Gene Ontology annotation, cellular component: nucleus; cytoplasm. Gene Ontology annotation, biological process: protein import into nucleus. The coding region runs from base 228 to 2849 and encodes 873 amino acids. The transcript is spliced from 5 exons. Gene Ontology annotation, molecular function: small GTPase binding; nuclear import signal receptor activity. NCBI's taxonomy places the organism in Eukaryota, Fungi, Ascomycota, Dothideomycetes, Mycosphaerellales, Mycosphaerellaceae.
CACAUCGCUCUCUUCCAAGUAGUUCCCAGCUGAGAGUGCAGCGACAUCCACGCUGGUCCCUGCGUCAGGACUUUCGCGCCCACCAACUUCCUGUCAAAACCGAAACUACAUCAACCACACACCACUCACCACACUCUCUUUUUCAUGUAAUCCAGAGCGACGAAGCUCGCACACACACCACCCUCCUCCGCACCACGGCAUCCCCAUCCACCACUCGAGUGCCCAUCAUGGAUGUCAACCAGGUGCUCACCGGCACCCUCUCGCCAGACUCCAACACACGAACCCAGGCCGAGACGCAGCUGUCGCAGGCCGCCGAACAGGACUUUUCCGGAUACCUCAUCACUCUCGCACGCGAGCUCGCCAAUGAGCAAGCCGACGCCACAGUGCGCAUGGCCGCUGGUCUCGCUCUGAAAAACUCCUUCUCCGCUCGCGACUACGCCCGCCUACGUCAGGUCCAGCAACGAUGGCUGGAGCAGAUAGACCCUCAGAUCAAGACGCAGGUCAAGCAGUUCGCUUUGCAAACAUUGGGUACAAACGACUCGAGAGCGGGACAGUCGGCUGCGCAAUUCAUUGCUGCCAUUGCUGCCAUCGACCUGCCGCGUGAGCAAUGGCCGGAACUAAUGGCUACACUGGUGGAGAACGUGGGCAAUGGCAGUGAUCGCACCAAGCAGUCCUCGCUGACAACAAUCGGCUUCAUCUGCGAGACCGAUGACCAGGACCUUAGGGAUAGCCUGGCCCAGCAUAGCAACGCUAUCCUCACCGCGGUUGUUCAAGGCGCACGCAAAGAAGAGCCCAAUGCUGAGAUUCGAAAUGCAGCCAUCACCGCGCUGGGCGACUCCCUGGAAUUCGUGCGAACCAACUUUGAAAACGAAGGCGAGCGCAAUUACAUCAUGCAGGUCAUCUGCGAAGCCACACAAGCCGACGAUACACGCAUUCAGCAGGGUGCUUACGGGUGUCUCAACCGCAUCAUGGGCCUGUACUACGAGAAGAUGCGCUUCUACAUGGAGAAAGCACUGUUUGGCCUGACCAUCCAAGGCAUGAAGAACGAUGAGGAGGACGUCUCGAAACUGGCCGUGGAGUUCUGGUGUACAGUCUGCGAGGAGGAAAUCAGUAUUGAGGAUGACAAUGCUCAGGCACAGGCAGAGGGCAGCACCGAGCUGCGACAAUAUUUCAACUUCGCGCGCGUCGCUACUCAAGAAGUCGUGCCUGUCCUUCUCGAGCUGCUGGCUAAGCAGGACGAGGAUGCUGGUGACGAUGAGUAUAACAUCUCGCGUGCCGCCUACCAGUGCGUGCAGCUUUGGGCUCAGGCCGUUGGUAGUCAAGUCGUGCCUCAAGUCCUUGCUUUCGUGGAGAAGAACCUUCGGAACGAAGACUGGCACUACCGGGAUGCCGCUGUGUCUGCUUUUGGUGCCAUGAUGGAGGGCCCAGACGAGUCCGUCCUGGAUCCGCUUGUCAAGCAAGCUCUGCCCGUCCUCAUCUCCAUGAUGGGCGAUAGCCAUGUCCAGGUCCGAGACUCUGCAGCAUUCGCUUUGGGACGCAUCUGUGAGGCUGUCUCUGACAGCAUUGACCCCCAGGAGCAUCUGCAGCCUCUGAUCACUGCGCUCUUCCAAGGCUUAGCUUCGCACCCGAAGAUGGCCAGCUCCUGCUGCUGGGCCUUGAUGAAUCUGGCUGACAGAUUUGCGGGCGAGCCUGGCUGCCAAUCCAAUGCACUUUCACAGCAUUUCCAGGCGAGUGUUCAGCAUCUGCUUCAGCUCACCGAGAAUACGCCAGACAACAUGCUUCGCACUGCAGCAUACGAGGUGCUCAACGCUUUUGUCACCAAUGCCGCCAACGACUGUGUGCACAUGGUUGCCAGCUUGAGUGAUGUGAUCCUUCAGCGAUUGGAAAGCACCCUCUCGGUACAAGUCGUAUCCGUGGAGGAGAGGCUGACCCUGGACGAGCUACGCACUUCUCUCACCUCAGUCAUCAUGGCUAUCGUUCAGCGACUUGAGAAGGAGAUUGCCCCACAAGCUGACCGCAUCAUGCUUCUGUCGCUACAACUUCUGCACGCCCUGCCGGCCAAGUCCAGCGUGCCAGAUACCGUGUUUGCGACCAUCGGUGCACUGGCGAAUGCCCUGGAAGGCGACUUCGACAAAUACAUGAAGGACUUUCAGCCUUUCUUGCUCAAGGCGUUGGAUAAUCAAGAGGAGCCGCAGGUCUGCUCGAUUGCCAUUGGUCUUGUAACCGACAUUGCCCGCGCUCUGGAGCAGAAGGUCCAGCCCUACUGUGAUGAGUUCAUGAACAGUCUUCUCACCAAUCUGCGCAGCACAACUCUGGGAAAUCAGUUCAAGCCUGCGAUACUGCAAUCAUUUGGUGAUAUUGCGCAGUCCAUUGGUGGCGCCUUUGAGCCCUAUCUGUCAGUGGUCGCGCAGGUGCUUCAACAGGCUGCCGGUAUCAGCACUCAGGAGAACGCAUCUAGCUUUGAAAUGCUCGACUACAUCGUCUCGCUUCGAGAGGGAAUUAUGGAUGCUUGGAGCGGUAUCGUCAUGGCACUGCGCGGAUCCAACAAGCAGCAAUUGCUGCUGCCUUAUGUUGAGUCCAUAUUCUCGCUUCUGCACAGCGUCUACCAAGACCCGAACCGGACGGAAGCUCUGCUGAGGUCUAGUAUGGGUGUCAUCGGCGAUAUCUCCGAGGCAUUUCCCACUGGGGAGAUCAGCCAAUACUUCCGACACGAGUGGCUCACGGCCAUGGCCCGCGAGACUCGUGCCAACAAGGACUUUUCUCAGCGAACGCAAGACACAGCCCGGUGGGCGCGAGAGCAAAUUAAGCAACAAACGACCGCGGCCGCUCGUAAUGCGACAAUGUCCUGAACACGCGCAACAGUUAUACUCUCUGAAGAAUAAUGCCUCUCGUCCGCACUUACGGAAGCGGUCAGCUACCCUUGUCGCGAAACUACGAUCGCUGGGUCCCGUAUGCCACAUCGCGUCUGUUCCGUUGCAUCCUGCUCUGAGCCACAUUAACAUGAAACUACGAGAGCUGUGUACAAUCAUGCCCAUGAUUGCCACGGAACUUACUGAUGGUCGAGUUGCGAAAUCCGCAAGCCUGCGACGUGCCAAGCAGCCAGGCGGUGAAGCUGCUUGAUACGCCAUGCAGCGGUGCUGCUACGCAUAUACCCGAAGUACGACAUCACGAGACGACACACGCAAGACGCGCCCCAGCACGCAUCGAUACCCAGCACGCCACCAUUACCCUUUUGUCUGCCACCGCAUGAAUGAGAACGUUUAGCACAGGAGAAGCCUAGUGCGCUGAACAGGAGGAGAGCACGCGGCAGGCUAUAGAUUCUAGCAUAGCAUUGAGCGCCUUUGGUUCUAGAUCUAGCCAUGCUACUAAACGAAAGCCUUCAUACCCGAC